AUGUCAAAAAACGCAAUAACGUCAUCUCACACAGUUCAUGAUAUCGUCGUUAACCAGACCAUUCCUCACAUUGAACAGGAAACUUUCAAAAAUGAGGUAACAUUUGUUGAAAUGCGCCUUCUAUUUCCUCCUGGGAGUAUCAUAUCUGCUAUUCAUGCGGCCAACCUCCCGCUGACGUUGGAGCCCAACUUCUCUCGUGGAAGUAUUCACAUACUGACAAUGCAUCCUCAGUUUGCAGAUGCCAAGCAACAAGCUAUUCAUUUAAUGCAUCUGCCUUCGACUGAUCCUCUAGGCGUUUUCAUAGUAGUGUACUUGAGUGAAGGUGUUUCACAAAAGGUGCUCCGUGAAGUAACCAAAGAAUACUUUCUAAAACUUGGCACAACCCAUGUGAUUCAACUGCUUCCUAUAGUAAAAACGAAUGUUGUUUUCGGGGUGUCGCACAAGGGGUCUUUUAUACUACAAUCUGUGGAAGAUUUUUGUGAAGAUCAGUCUGACGACCACCUGGUCGUUCGCCGGGCCAAGAGAGUUCCUUUUGGGCUGGUGCUGAUCCUGCCCUUCCAUUGGCAGACCUGGAGCUCUGUUCUCUGCAUCGUGGUGCUGACUGUCGUUGCCUGGGCACUAGCGCGAUGGCGGCCAUUUCAAAUUUCCAGUAUGCUUACCGCAGUUUUCGACGUUGUGGAGAUGUCUCUAACU
Molecule: messenger RNA, 693 nt
Organism: Gryllus bimaculatus (two-spotted cricket)
Lineage: Eukaryota; Metazoa; Arthropoda; Insecta; Orthoptera; Gryllidae
Source: the annotation of a GenBank genome assembly